Messenger RNA from Pecten maximus, 1575 nucleotides. RefSeq lists its product as uncharacterized. The transcript is spliced from 7 exons. The coding region runs from base 37 to 780 and encodes 247 amino acids. The record is from RefSeq and is a predicted model, not a curated record. Gene Ontology annotation, cellular component: trans-Golgi network. Lineage: Eukaryota; Metazoa; Mollusca; Bivalvia; Pectinida; Pectinidae.
CCAGUGAAGUCAUAUGACGGGAGAUAAAUAUCCAAAAUGUUCGCGACGAGAAGGAGUCUUGUUUCUUACCUGACAGUUUUCUGUCUGUUAAUAUCGGGGAUUACUUCACAAACAUGUACAAAGUUGUCGAGCUGUUCCUGUAGAGAUGACACUGGGUUGGUAAUAGAUUUGACAGCCCUUGGCAACACGGACACAACCCCAAGAUUUCAGGAUAUCCCAGAUACAAAGGGCAAAACAGACGUGUACUCCUGGAAUCCCUGUCAACAGUUUACAGAGGGCACGUGUGUCAACGAAGCGGCAUGUAAAGUGACCCCGUCCGGGAUGAUUACUCAAUAUCUGGGUAUAGGUACUCAGGAUUCCGCUACAUUUCUUUACGACGACAAGGGACUUCUCACCCUGCAGUACACAGCGGGAAAUGCGACGACAGCUGUAAACAUAAUAUGUUCGAAAGGUGACGAAGGUGCCGUGACGGCGUACGGGCUGGACCAGGAGGAUGGUCAAAAGGAAUACCACUUUGAAUUAAAAACUAAAUAUGCCUGCCCGAGUUCACCCAAAGGAACACAUAUAUCCACAGGAACACUGCUGUGUAUAGGAUUUGGUGGACUUCUGCUAGUUUACGGAAUAUCAGGUGUUCUGUUUCAAAGUUUUGUGAGGAAGGAGACUGGAAAGCAGAGAAUUCCUAACUACGCCUUGUGGAUUGCGUUCCCUGCAUUAGUAAAGGAUGGCGUGGUAUUUGUGGUGACGAGAGGGAAAAGGAAAGUAGCCUACGACAAGAUAUAGACAUUUUGAUGUUGUCCUAACCAGAUUUUACCAACACUAUUUUAACCGUGAUAUCAACAUUGAGUAUAUCACAAAAUAAACCGGUGCUUUCAAACUCUGUCAUAUCGAACGAUUUACUGUGAAAAAGAUAUUUUUCGCGGUGUUUAGUUUUUAGCGAUUUUAAACGUAAAUAUCGCUAACAUGAAUCGCUCGCGAACCCUGCCUGGUUUUUGUGAAAUCAAACACAUUCUAACUAUAUGAUCUAUUUUUACCUGGUGUUGGUAAAGUUACACACUGUGAUAUCAAACGAUAUUAGCCAGAUGGUAUGGCAAAGUAUAACGUAACUGUUUGCUCAAGUAUGUGUUGUCUCUUAUUGAUCUAGAUGUACAUGUAUAAAGACGUAAAUACACUUUUGAACAUUUCGAGUAAAGUAUACAGUGAUAAGCAUCGUUGUCAAUUCAUAACGGGAUUGAUUUAGGCAAUUUUUUUCAUCAAAUUUGUUAAAACCUGAUACCUCUUCAGCGGAAACGUCAAAAACUAUCAUCUUUCUUCAAAUAUUGAAUUUGCUUGCAUUUUAAAAAUAAAAAAAUCAUUUUCCACCCUCUGACAUUUGACCCCCGAAAUUUCUAUGAGCGCAUAAAAAGAUGUUUAAAAAACAUAAAAUACGCAGUUGAUCUUAAAGUAUCUAUCUGCAAAAUAUUAUUACUAUCACUUUUUCAGUCUUGAAAUCUUUUUUUUCACCCUUUUGCUUAUUAUGAGUACAUAAAAUACAUAGAAAAAAGCAUCAAUUAUAGAUACAAUUUUACAGCAACACGA